AUGGGAGCAGAGGUGUUUGGAGUGAGAAUGAUGGUGAAAGCUAAAACUAUUAGUAUUCCAAAAGGAGUUAAAAGACACCUCCUGAUUGUCAUUUUGGUUUUGUUUUUAGCGGUGGUGUCUGUGGAUGGGCGGCCCGUGAGACUCCAACUCUGUGACACUGCCGGACAGGAUGAAUUUGACAAGCUGAGGCCUCUCUGCUAUACCAACACGGACAUCUUCCUCCUCUGCUUUAGUGUCGUGAGCCCCUCAUCCUUCCAGAAUGUCAGUGAGAAAUGGGUGCCGGAGAUUCGAUGCCACUGUCCCAAAGCCCCCAUCAUCCUAGUUGGAACGCAGUCGGAUCUCAGAGAAGACGUCAAAAUCCUCAUUGAGUUGGACAAAUGCAAAGAAAAGCCAGUGCCUGAAGAGGCGGCUAAGCUGUGCGCCGAGGAAAUCAAAGCCGCCUCCUACAUCGAGUGUUCAGCCUUGACUCAAAAAAACCUCAAAGAGGUCUUUGAUGCAGCCAUCGUCGCUGGCAUUCAAUACUCGGACACUCAGCAACAGCCAAAGAAGUCUAAAAGCAGGACUCCAGAUAAAAUGAAAAACCUCUCCAAGUCCUGGUGGAAGAAGUACUGCUGUUUCGUAUGAUGCUGGCAAGACACCCAGAAAGGCUAUUUUCAGAUGAAAUCGAUAUUAGUGGCUAUAUUAGCUGAAACAACUUCUUUUACUGUGUAGAACCUAUAUCAAGAGUGUGUGUAUAUGUAUUAUAGGAGGAGCUCUCAAUUUGAUGUAUUCUUUCUUGCCUUUAAUUUUCUUGUUGUUUGUUUGAGCUUAGGGAUGAAAUACUUAUGCAAGAUAUUUUUGAAGUAAAUUAAAAUUUUUUCACAUCUCUGGAAAGUUAGAGUUCUAGACCUCUGGUUAAUUUAUAUCUAAUAUGAAGAAGACACCUCAAAUCUGGAUGUCAAGAAUGAAGCUCUGCUACAUUAUAAUGUACAGAAGAGCAAAAGGGAGGAACGCUGUGGUUAACCCUCUCUUGAUUAAGGGCUACUUAAUGCACAGUGCAUUAUGUACACAGGUCAACCAUGGUAAGAACAGUUCUUAGCUUUGAAACUCCAUGCAAACCAUGCCUUUUUUUUUUUUCAAGGAGCAAAAAUCUGGGGGAAAAAAUGAGAGACCUUCUGCCUACAAAACCUCAAAGCAGUCACUUUUGUCAUUUGCUAAUACCCGUGGCUUAUGAUUUAAAAACAACGGGCAAAAAACAUCCCACUGACUCUGGCACUGUGUAGACAAAAAAAGGAGACUUGCUGAUUGGGACUUUUCUUUCUUAGACCAGUUGUGUUGACACAUAUGAACAUAGGCAAAGUGCUGUGUGGAGGAAAGCAAGUGUUAGUCGGGAGUUCUCAUGUUUUAGGGAGUGGUUCCUGUGGAGAUCAGAAAGUGACAUUUGCUUUCGGUAUUGUAACACAUGCACCAAGCUGCCUCCAUCCUAGGUAACAACGGCAACAGGGAGCACCUAUCUGGAUUGUUUUUAAACUUCCAUACUCAAGCUGUCUCUUCGGCAGGGAGGUGAAUACUCUUGAAAGGCUAACAGCAAAUGUCUGGGACACAACACAGAUCAGUUUUUCUUAAGUCAGCCAAGAUGUACUUCUCUGUGUGCACACCCACACACACUCAUGCACACAAAUACAUAGGUCUGUAUGGCUGUGUUUGCUGUUGAUUCAGACUUUUACACAGUUAAUGGGGAAAGCAUGGGCACAAACACAGUUAGGGAAGCUUGGCUUCCUCUUCUUGUUGACACUUUUUUGAACCAACAUCUUUUUUAUUAUAUUCAGAGUAUGUUUUUAAGUGUAUCUUAAUAUAUACAUUUUUGAGGACAUCUUAAACAAAAAAUAAAAUGAACAUCUCUUGAAACCUGUCAAAACGACCAGUUAAAGCCACAGAUGGCUUUCAGGGCAGUAGCAGCAGACGCCAGCGGACUCUGAGGACUCCUGAGGGGCGGGGCGUGUGGCCAGCCAGGUGCAUGUCGGGACCCUGGCCCCCAUGCUUGGCUGCUUCCUGUGACAGUGAAAUACAUCCUUCAAGGUGGCAGCUUUUAGGGCUGAAUCUUCUGGAGAAAAUGUGCCAUCUCAGGAGAGUAGUUUUUACUCUGGUAGGAAUGCUUCCGAGACACCACAAGGCAGCCUAAACACUCUGAGUUAACAGUGUCGGGCUUGCGGUGGGUGAACCAGAGCCACCAAAGUCACUUCCACAACUAACGAGGGAAAUCUGUAAAGCCAGUUAGAUAGAAGAGUUUUAUUUUUCUGUGGGUUUCGUGUUGUCUUUUUUAUAUUAAAAAGAAAUCCAGUUUGUGUUUUUCUAUAGAAAAAGUAAAAGUUCAGGUUAUACUUUAGGUUAGGGGUUCUAUUUAUUCCUGUUAGUAAAUAAAAUUAACAAAUUUCUUUGUUUAACAAAAGAUUAAUCUUUAAACCACUAAAAUACAUAGACUGUUAACUAUUGAUUAUUCAACACAUUGGAAGUGAUGUCGGUCAUAGUUUCCUGGAGCAUUUAGUUACAACCUGAAGGAAUAAAAUGAUUUGUGGAAAAGCUUAAAAUAGACCUAAUCGAAUACAGUCUCAUCUUGCCGUGCCUGGCUUACCUAUCUGUGGAAAGCUAGGCUUCCCAGGCUGGGCUCUGCCUGUCUGGUGUCCAGAGGUGUGGGAGGGAAGAUGAGUUAUUUAACUGGUAAGCGAUUUGAAACACUAUUUUUAUAUUAAAGUAAAUAGCAUGGAGUAUAGUGCAAAUUCAUUUUUAAGAUAGAACACAACACUUGAAAGAAGUUUUAUGCAUGUGACAGUAUAUGGGGCUGCAGUUGGUCUCCCUGGAGGGGCCUUCCGCACCUCCUGCCUUUAGGCCACGGGUGGAAAGUGCUUAGUGAAGCACACCUGUGUGGCCCAGUUCUGAAAGCUUUAUGCAAACAGUUGAAUUUUAACUGGGGUUGAUAACACCUUGGACUGUUAGUGUUAAAAAUCUAGUGGGUUGACCUUUAAAUGCAACAGUUUUUAAAAUAUAUUGCUGCAUUUUAUAGAAUAGUAAAGGUACGAUUAUACUUGAGAUUUUCCUCCAUUUUUAUUUCUUUGUGAACAUAGUUUGGGGCCGAAAAUGUUUUUAAAGUAUGUGCUUGAGUUAAAUAUAAAGUUGGUUUGCUUCAAAGCUAAAAAAUUGUUAAAUUUGCAGCUUGGUAUUGCAGAGAAGAUUUUAUAAAAAUUUUGCUUUAGAGAAUGCCACUUUGGCUGAACUACAAGUGUAGGCCACCGUUAUAAUUUAAAAAUACAGCAUACUUCAAAACUGUUUGUUUUCUCUUGUUACCAUGUAUGUAUAAAUGGACCUUUUAUAACCUUGUUCUCUGCUUGACAGACUCAAGAGAAACUACCCAGGUAUUAACACAAGCCAAAAUGGGAGCAAGGCUUUCUCUCCAGACUAACGUAACCUGGUGCCUUACCAAGUUGUGCUUUUCUGUUUUCAAGUGUAGAUGAUGUUGAGCAGAAUGUUGUACUUGAAAAUGCUAUAAAUGAGAUGGUAUGAAAUAAAUUCUGACCUAUGGAAAUAA
Molecule: messenger RNA, 3562 nt
Organism: Mandrillus leucophaeus (drill)
Lineage: Eukaryota; Metazoa; Chordata; Mammalia; Primates; Cercopithecidae
Gene: RHOU
Product: ras homolog family member U
Exons: 2
Coding region: 1-624 (207 amino acids)
Biological process (GO): small GTPase-mediated signal transduction
Molecular function (GO): GTP binding; GTPase activity
Source: RefSeq, a predicted model, not a curated record